Paramuricea clavata is the source of this 1383-nucleotide messenger RNA. The record is from the annotation of a GenBank genome assembly. NCBI's taxonomy places the organism in Eukaryota, Metazoa, Cnidaria, Anthozoa, Malacalcyonacea, Plexauridae.
AUGGCCGCAUUUAGCGGUGGGGAACGAUUCCCGCACUUGGAAGUGAGUUCAAUUGAAGAACUGCGAAAUAAUGCAAAAAGUACAAAUACCAAGAGAAGCACAAUCUUUUGGCUUGGCGUUUUUAAAUCAUGGGCAAAGGAGCGAGGUUUUUCUGAGGCCACUGAAACGUACGAGGCGUUCGACUUAGACAAAAUUUUGGAGAAAUUUUACGGUGAAGUGAGGAACAAGGAUGGCGGUGAAUACGAACCAGACAGUCUCCGCGUUAUGAUAGCAGCCUUGGACCGUUAUUUCAAAGACUGUGGUUAUCAGAAGUCCAUAAUACGAGACCGGGAAUUUUGCAAAUCAAAAGAAGUUCUCGAGGGAAAGGCAAAGCGUCUACGCGAAGAAGGGAAAGGCAAGAGACCAAACAAAGCUCGAAGUUUAACGCAAGAGGAGGAAGAACUCCUGUGGACCAACGGAAAACUGGGUAAUAAAACAGCCGAGAGUUUAAUCAAUACUAUGUGGUGGUUGCUGACACAAUAUUUUGGCCUUCGCGGACGACAGGAGCAUCACGGCAUGAAAGUUGAAGACUUCACAAUUGGCAAAGACAACGACGGACUCGAGUACGUUGAAUACAUCGAAGGUCCCACCAAAACAAGAAAUGGAGGCUUGUCAAAAAAGUUGAGAGAUUUCCUGCCCAAGAUGUAUGCUACAGGUGAUGAAAGAUGUCCUGUUGCUCUGUUCAAUGAGUACUUGUCUCGGCGACCAGCAACACUCCAAAAUUCCGGCCCGUUUUACCUGUCGAUAAAGUACAACUCCAACAACAACACUUGGUACAAAGCUCAACCUAUGGGCACAAAUCGCAUCAACGAAAUGAUGAAAAGGAUUGUCCAGGGAACACAACUUGAGCAUCAACAACAAAAGAAAUUGACAAAUCACAGUGCUCGUAAGACGGUAGUCAACAAAUUUAAAAAGAACAACGUUGAGCGUUCCUCGAUCGUGAAAGUAACUGGUCACCGCAACUUGCAAUCGCUCGGCGAUUAUGAUGAAGGAGACGAACAAGAACAGCAGCAAAUGUCUUCCAGGAUAUCAUGGAGAAAUAAUCCACAACAACGUCGCGAUGGGGCAUCCACUUCAAGCCUGGCAAAAUUGGCAAUGCAACAACAGCAAGCCUUCCUUGCUGAUUUCCAACGGCAAGGUCAACUAAACGUGAGCAGCAGUAAUCAACUGAGUCAAGCAACGGUGAGACAAGAAAGUCGACAGAAAAUGUUAAACAACAACAAUUUCAACAACUGCCAAGUAACUUUCUCAGUUGGUUCAACGAUGACUUCGCCAAUUCUGCCUCAGCAUACUUCGAACCCGAAGCGACGUCGCGCUUACAUGAUUGAAAGUGACUCUGAUUGA